Messenger RNA from Bipolaris maydis ATCC 48331, 1642 nucleotides. Its product is annotated as DNA-directed RNA polymerase I subunit RPA34.5-domain-containing protein. The record is from RefSeq and is a predicted model, not a curated record. Gene Ontology annotation, biological process: transcription by RNA polymerase I. NCBI's taxonomy places the organism in Eukaryota, Fungi, Ascomycota, Dothideomycetes, Pleosporales, Pleosporaceae.
UUUCAAGGCGCAAAGAAUAUAGCUCGACGCACACCAUGAAGGACGUAAAGAAAACAAAGGUACCGCUGCCUGGCGCGAAGCCGAACCGAAAACCUCAGAGCGCCCCGCCGAAAGCACAGUUGAGCCAGGAAACAAUCGAUACCGACAGCGAUUCUGCCAGCGAAAGCAUGGCGCGACCGAAGAAAAUCGAGAAGCCAAAAGCCACCAUUGGCAUUCAUGUGAACGGUGUACCCAAGUCAAAGACCAAUUCCAGCAAGACAGACGCAGAUGCUUCUAAUUCUGCAUCGAAACCCAAACCUUCCCCGAAAAAACCGGCAUCGAAACAAAUCGUGACGGAACGCGAUGUUGCAGACCUUUCAAGCUCUGAGGUUAGCGAUGACGAUGCGCCAGCCCGAGACAUACAGACCAAGCUUCCAGGAAACGAGGAGAAGAAGGAUGUCUCGAGCGACACGGAAAGCGAAAGCGAAAGCGAAAACACAAGCAGCUCAGAGAGCUCUAGCGACGAGUCGGAUACUGAUGAUGCGCCGCAACCGAAACGCAAUCCAGCACCAUCGCAACCCCAGACACAAGUACCAACACAGUCGCACGCGGUAGAAUUCCAACCAACCAGAGCCUUUGUGCCCCCGAAAGGAUUUAAUCCUGUGCCACUAAACGACAAGACAAUUUCGAGGUCAUCGACAGGCUUGUUCGAAAACUUGGAAGGGAAGCAAGUAUGGCAUAUUACUGCUCCCGCUGGUGUUUCUUUGAGAGAUCUCAAGGAGCUCGCAAUGAAAAAAGUCAAUGAUGGGGAGGUAGUGUUGAGCCACAAGGGCAAUGACUUUGGCUUCUCCCAAAUGAACAAGAGCGAGGCUGGUACACGACAAAUUUUUGUGCCCCGAAAGGAUGACAUGAAGCCUGUGCCUGUCCCGAUAACACAGAGUCUGCGUUUACGGCGCAUUAUGCAACUACCCAAGCUCAGCUCGCUACAAGCCGACCAAAACACCGGCUCAGAAGCAGCAGCUUCAAUAACACGAUCCACGAUUCGAGCCCCACGACCCCAAGUCAAGGGCCUAAAAAUGCGCUUCCUUCCUACCGGCUUUACCGGCAAUGACCCAGGAACUAUCGGUGACUCGGAUGAUGAGCUUGAGCCAGCUCGGGAAACCGCAGUGCUCGGAAUGCCAGAGCCUAGCAAAUCUUCCAAGAAGCAGAAGAGGAAGCAUGCCGAUGUAAACGGCACGGAGACAAGUGAGGCACCCAUGAAGAAGAGCAAAAAGCACCAAGAUUCCGAAGAGGCCAAGCGGAAGGCGGAGAAGAAGGCUAAGAAGGAGAAGAAGCGGGCAAAAGAGGCGGCUUCUGUGGGCUCAUGAAGGUAGCCUGGGGCAGAUUGUAAUUGAAAGGUACACAUGGAGAGAGGGUUUCCUGGAGCCUUGGAUAGCAUGCCGCGAGCGUGUGAAGAUGCAUACGGACAGGAAGCGUCAGGUGAGAGGGCCAGCCUGCAUGGCUUGCAAUGCACUCAGGAAAUUGCACGGGGAUGUUGAAGAGAGGCCCGUGGGUUGUUGAUGUUGAGGUGGCAGCGAUGUGAGAGGAAUGCUCGUGCUGCGAGCGGGCACAUUACAUAAGCCAGGACAGCAAAAUAUAUAGCAGAUACCUCCAAGGCCUGUAG